Messenger RNA from Aspergillus heteromorphus CBS 117.55, 2995 nucleotides. Its product is annotated as putative sister chromatid separation protein (Src1). Bases 378 to 2585 code for a protein of 735 amino acids. Gene Ontology annotation, molecular function: chromatin binding. Gene Ontology annotation, cellular component: nuclear inner membrane. Lineage: Eukaryota; Fungi; Ascomycota; Eurotiomycetes; Eurotiales; Aspergillaceae. The transcript has 2 exons. The record is from RefSeq and is a predicted model, not a curated record.
AGCUCGUCGUCCGUCCCAUUUUCUCCUCGUUCCAUUCUCCCCUCUCCCCAUCCAUCACCUCUAAAAUUCCUGCAGUUUUCAUCGUCCCUGCAUCGCAAUUUGCUUCCCCGAUACACAUUCGCUACUCUCUGCCAUAUCCGAGCCAGCCAGUUGGCUUCUUCGCCACGGCCCCGCUUGGUUGCCCUGGAGACGAGGCGAUUAACGGCUCCUUCCGUCAUUGACGAGCUGGGGCUUGCACAUUAUUCUCACCACAAGAGCGGAGACCCGGGAAGAUCUUUCCUUUCCUUCUUUUUUUCCCACUCGUCUCCAUAUCUACGCCUCCCCUGUUUUUGGCCCAAACUCGCGUGGUACGGAUAAGUACGCGGAGCGCUUUCACUAUGGCGGACAGCUUGGAGUACCUCGCGUCUGAUUUUGACCUCAAUUCCCUCACCGUACCGCGUCUGCGAUCCAUCCUCGUCAGCCACGAUGUCCCCUACCCGGCUUCGGCCAAAAAAGCACAGCUCAUCGCCAUUUUUGAGGCAGAGGUGCUCCCUCUCGCCAGAAAGCUUCUGCGAGAGCGCGAGCGCGUGAGAAGGACCAGCGAGGGUAUCACGGAUAUGCCAAGUCGCGGGGCAUCUGUGGCCAGCGACUACGACGAACAGCGCGAGUAUACCAGAGACUCUAUGCCACCACCACCUACCCCAUCUACUGUAUCAACAACCACUGGAGGACGGAGAGGGCGCUCUAGAGUGAGUGCGAGAGCCUCGACGGCGGACACGGAGGAAAGAAAUAUGACCGCGACCCCGUCGGCAAGCUCAAGAAAAUCGGUUCCCAGGUCUCAGGCGAGACGCCAUCGCACCUCAGACACGGAGUCGCAUGAUGACGCGCUAGCGACCCCUGUCGCGUUCGAGACUACAACCCCGCGAAAGUCCACUGUUAAAAAGCCACGGCGAAGCGACAUGACUCCAUCAGCGGAGCCCCAACCGCCUUUUUCUGCCAUCAAGUUGGAACCCAAGGAAGAAAGCGUUUUCACUGAUGAUAAUCCAUUCCAGAGUGGAUCGCCAGCCCGCUGGGAGCACAGGACUCCCAGGGCUUCUAGUCACAAAUCGGAGCGGAAAAGCGGUUCGCGAUUCUCUCUGGAAUCUCCUGCCCUCAGCAACGGAGUUCGAUCUCGGAAAUCUGCAACACCAAUGGAGCUGCAUGAUGAACAUGGGUUCACUCCUUCCAAGAGCUCACCGUUUGCAUUCCCGAUCUCGAAGAUGAGGACCCCUCAGAAGGAGCCCGAAUCAGAAAAUGAGGAGGAUGACCAGAGUGAACUGAGCGCAGGGGAAGAAUUCACACCGGAUGAGCAGUUGGCGCUGGAGAGGGAGCAUGCAGACUUGAUGUAUGGCGCUCCCACCAGGCGGCCCCAGAAGCAGGGAUCCGCAAGCCGAGCUGCGCCAUGGAUCAUUAUCCUGGUGCUUUUUGCUGGAUUUGGGCUGUGGUGGCGCAAGGAAAAGGUUGAGAUCGGCUUCUGCGGUAUUGGAAAGCCUACCUGGUCCUUGGCUGAGACAAGAGUCCCCGAGUGGGCGAACGUCCUAGAACCCCAAUGUGAACCCUGCCCUCCCCAUGCUUUCUGCUACCCUGAAUUUGAGGCUCGCUGCGAACACGACUUUCUGCUCAAGGCACACCCGCUAUCGCUGGCAGGGCUGGUCCCGCUCCCCCCUACGUGUGAGCCCGACAGCGAGAAAGCACGCCGGGUGAAGGCUGUCGCAGACAAGGCCCUGGAGGCGCUGCGUGACCGACGGGCCAAGUGGGAGUGUGGAGAGCUUGCACAGGAUGGAGAAGGCGUGACGGGCCCGGAAAUCAGCGAGUCCGAUCUGAAGCAGGAAGUGGGAAAGAAACGUCGUAAAGGCAUGAGCGACACCGAGUUCGACGAACUGUGGAAAGGCGCACUGGGAGAGGUGGUGGGUAAAGAGGAAGUGGUGACCAAGGUGAAGCAACCAUCUUCUGUCCUCACCCUCACUUCGACCUCCAUCCGCCGACUCCCCCUCACAUGCGCCUUCCGCCGCAACCUCCGACUCUCUCUCGUCGCGUAUAGACUACCUCUUUCAGUUCUAGCCUUCUUCGCCUUCGCCUUGCUUUAUGCGCGUUCAAGAGUUCGGGCUCGUCGCUCCGACAGGGCCCGAGUCCCUGAAUUAGUCGCCACGACGCUCGACCGCCUCGCGACGCAGGCCGCGCUGCACGCUCGGGGGGCUGCUCGCGAGCCGUACAUCCCAAUUGGGCAGCUCCGUGACGAUGUCCUCCGUUCCGAGCUGCGCGGUAGUCGGCGGGAGGAGCUCUGGAAGCGAGUCCGCAGCGUGGUGGAGGGCAAUGCCAACGUCCGGGCCUCCGUUCGCGAGGGCCGCGGCGGCGAUGUUGCCCGCAGCUGGGAAUGGAUCGGAGGGAUUGGUAGCGUUCGGGCUGAGAUCGAGAGCGCCGCUGCCACCGGCCGCGAAGCCAGCAAAGUACAUUUUCCACCUCUCUCCACCGAGCACAGCCGUAGCCCGGCUAACGAGGCGACUGCGCCAGUGGCCAGGAGCCCGGGCGAAUCGCGCAAAUGGGAUGAGGGUCGGCCCAUCUACUAAGGGUCCUGUCGUUCAACCAUUUCUUCUUGGGGUCAUUAUUUCUUUUGCUUUACAUUAUUUUACAAUGUUGUGUGUACACAGGUUUCAGAUUCUUGUCUUUCCCCCCUCCUUUCUUGUCUUUUCUUUCCAGGAUAUCCAGACAGCUCGGUUUCAGGACGUUGAAUUAGGCAGGAUACUGCAUUUUAUUUGUGCGGUUUUGGUCUAUAUGCACCUACCCCCCAAACUGGUACGGUAAUGGAACGCGUGCACAGGCGGCCAAUCCUCUCCUGGUGCAGACAACCCGUGUUUUUGAAAUCAUACGCUUUGGGCCUUUCCCCCGGGGUAUGUGGCAAGAAGUACUCUACAUAUUCUCCGUUCGUCUAUCGGUACCCUACACCGCGCACGUAGUCGACGACUCCAUUGUUCACUGC